This is a messenger RNA of Ostrinia nubilalis (European corn borer), 942 nucleotides long. RefSeq lists its product as uncharacterized. The transcript has a single exon. Lineage: Eukaryota; Metazoa; Arthropoda; Insecta; Lepidoptera; Crambidae. The record is from RefSeq and is a predicted model, not a curated record. The coding region runs from base 1 to 942 and encodes 313 amino acids.
AUGCAUACUUGUGCGGCUUGUAAAAAUCAAUUCACCGAUGGAGUACUGUGCAGCGUGUGCAAGCGUCACUUUGAUUUUGCGUGCUCCGGCAUCACCGAACAGGGGUACAGAAAACUGGGAGAUCGCAGAAAUGGCUGGCGCUGCCCAGGAUGCAAGAAUAAGGACCACUCACCGAAACCAUCUGCCUCAGUCCCUUCUCCGACACCCGCGCUCUCAUUGGAGGGCCUGCACCAAGACCUCAAAGCCAUCCUUCUUAAGUUGGCUCCCUUGGCAGGACUUGCCGAUGAUGUAAAGGGCAUCAAAUCAGAGAUUAUCAACUUGCAGGCCUCACUGAAUAUGGCACAUGAGUUGAUAAGUGGCUUUACGCAAAGUAUAAAGGCGUUGGAAUCGCGAGUCAAGGAUGUCGAGGAAAGUGUUCUGGCCAUCCCAAAGCUGCAGGCCGAAGUAGUCAAAAUCAACCAGGAAUUGUGCGAAAGAGAUCAGUGGUCUCGGGCAAGUAAUGUGGAGAUCAAGGGCAUUCCUCCAAGUAAAAAUGAAAAUCUCUUCGAGAUUGCUCUCAAAAUAGGCUCCGCUAUCGAUUGUCCUCUCAAAAAAGAUGACCUCAACUUCAUUACGAGAGUGCCCUCAAGAAAACCCAAUACACCGAAGCCAAUAAUAAUGUGUUUCAACAACAGAUACCUAAAAGAAGAAUUCAUCGCAGCAGCGCGGAAACUGAAGACUGUCAAACCUGGUUCACUGGGCUUUCAGAACGACGGGCAAAUCUUCGUCAAUGACCAUCUUACGGUGCAAAACAAGAAUCUCCUAUCAAAAGCGAAGGCCCUAGGAAGAGAGUCUAAUUUUCAAUUCGUUUGGGUAAAACACUGCAAGAUAAUGGCCCGAAAGUCCCCUACCUCUCCGAUAAUUACUAUAAAAACAGAAAGAGACCUUUCAAAAAUAAAAUAA